UAAAACAGAGUGUGGGAAAUAAGAGAGAGAGAGAGAGGGGUCACGCUGUCGUCCCCGGCGAAAAUUCCUGCACAGAAGCAACUCAUCUGAGUGUUCUACAUAAAGGGGAGGCAUUUCUCCCCUCUCAAAUCGAUCUGAGCAUCUGGGUUGUCUACCUCUCUCUACAAAACCCAACAGAAGUUUCAGGAAAUCGUGAAAACCAGAUAACGGAAAGACAGACAGACACAGAGACAGAGAUCUUUCGAGUCAUCUCUCUCGGAAACCCAGAGUAAUUCCGAGGAACAGAGACAGAAUAGUCUUGGUUGGGAAAUCAGAAUAUGGCCUCGGAGUUGAUUUACAGAGGCCAUGAGACACAACCUCAGGUGGACGCGUAUUCUCCGAAGCCCCUGAAGCCAUGGUUCGCUGUAACUCGCCCAAUUCGCUACAUGCUUCGCGAGCAACGUCUCAUCUUCGUGCUGGUCGGCAUGGCCAUCGCCACCCUCGUAUUCACGCUGCUGCCUUCCUCACCUCCGAAGGCUGGCCACAACUACUACCCAAUACCGGAGACGUAUUUCCCGACAGGGGUAUCCAAUGCACUCAGCCAUAGAGUUGGGUUGCAGCACCGCAUCCUUGGGACUACGAAUCCCGGAGGGAAGAUACCGCUGGGGCUGAAAAGGAAGGGGCUGCGGAUCGUGGUGACUGGUGGGGCCGGCUUCGUGGGGAGCCACCUGGUGGACCGACUGAUCGCGAGGGGAGACAGCGUAAUCGUCGUCGAUAAUUUCUUCACCGGGAGGAAAGAGAACGUAAUGCACCAUUUUGGGAACCCCAGAUUCGAGCUGAUACGCCACGACGUGGUGGAACCCCUACUGUUGGAGGUGGAUCAGAUCUACCAUCUGGCAUGCCCUGCCUCGCCUGUGCAUUACAAGUUCAAUCCAGUCAAGACCAUCAAGACGAAUGUAGUUGGAACUCUCAACAUGCUGGGGCUGGCGAAAAGGGUCGGUGCCCGAUUUCUGCUAACGAGUACCAGUGAGGUGUACGGUGAUCCUCUGCAGCACCCACAGGUGGAGACUUACUGGGGAAACGUGAAUCCCAUAGGUGUUCGGAGUUGUUACGACGAGGGCAAACGCACGGCCGAGACUUUGACCAUGGAUUACCACAGAGGAGCUAACGUUGAGGUUAGAAUUGCUAGGAUCUUCAACACGUAUGGACCUCGGAUGUGCAUCGACGAUGGUCGCGUCGUCAGUAACUUGGUUGCUCAGGCAUUAAGGAAGGAACCAUUGACAGUUUACGGUGACGGGAAGCAAACCAGGAGUUUUCAAUACGUUUCCGAUCUUGUGGAGGGUCUGAUACGGCUGAUGGAAGGGGAACAUGUAGGGCCAUUCAACCUUGGGAAUCCCGGGGAGUUCACGAUGCUGGAACUUGCCCAGGUGGUACAGGAGACAAUAGACCCGAAUGCAAAGAUAGAGUUCAGGCCCAACACAGAAGACGACCCGCACAAGAGGAAGCCAGACAUCUCCAAGGCCAAGGAGCUUCUGGGAUGGGAGCCCGUCAUCUCGCUGCGCAAGGGUCUUCCCCUCAUGGUCUCUGACUUCCGCCAGCGCAUCUUUGGCGACCACAAAGAUAACAUCUCCUCUUCAUAAUAAAAAUAUUCAGUCACAGAGAGACCCUAUCCUGAACCUGAACUGAAUAAUUAAAGUUGGAACCUCAGCAGAAGCCUUUCCCCUACAACCCACUUCCUUUUUAAUAGUUACAGUGAUUUGCUACCUUCCGGCAUUUGUUUAUCUUCUUUCUGUAAUUUUUUUUUCUUCAUUGAAAGUUUUAACAUGAAUCAUAGGCAGCGAGUUUAGCAAAUGCAUGUUCCCUUUUCAAAGUAAAUAGAGAAGUAGAAACGACCAUUGUUUUUUUUUCUA
Nelumbo nucifera (sacred lotus) is the source of this 1889-nucleotide messenger RNA. RefSeq names its product UDP-glucuronic acid decarboxylase 2-like. Gene Ontology annotation, cellular component: cytoplasm. Gene Ontology annotation, molecular function: UDP-glucuronate decarboxylase activity; NAD+ binding. The record is from RefSeq and is a predicted model, not a curated record. Gene Ontology annotation, biological process: D-xylose metabolic process. Lineage: Eukaryota; Viridiplantae; Streptophyta; Magnoliopsida; Proteales; Nelumbonaceae.